Psylliodes chrysocephalus is the source of this 5049-nucleotide messenger RNA. Lineage: Eukaryota; Metazoa; Arthropoda; Insecta; Coleoptera; Chrysomelidae. The record is from the annotation of a GenBank genome assembly.
UGGAAAUUUUAGUCAAUAGAGAAAGUGGGUACACAUGAAUACCAUACUAUAUAAAGAAUUGCUGGACUACAAAAAAAAUCUGAAAAUGAAAAAGAAUAAUACACAUUAUGAGAUACAGGGUGAUUUAAAUCGUCUAAAAUAAUGGUUAUACAAGUGUGUGUAAAUGACACUUUAAAAAUUAUGUAUGGUGUAAGCCAAAAGCCUCAGCAGCCUUUGUUUCAGCAGACGCAACCUCAUUUCAUGCAAGUCGCUGCACCAACACAAGUAUACAUCUCGCCCACUUCUGUUCCGUACUACAAUCAUCAAAGGCCAACAACGGGUUACGUUUCUCAAGUACCACUUUAUCAACACAUAACCUACCAGUAUGGAAAUACGCCUACACAAACGCAAAGCAUACCCUAUAAUUAUUUUCCUCCGCCUAUGAUGCGACCCGGUACCAUUCCUCAAGCGUCUGCCAAUCCAAACACAACGCAAAACCCGAUGCCAAACGUACCUUUAGUAACUAAUAAUCCUCAUCCUACGUUCCAAAGGCAACCGCCAAAUAAACGAAGACCGAAAGCGAUAUCGAUUAUCGAUCCCGAUACAGGUGCGGACCGCCUCCAAGAGAUUUACGAAGACAGUUCACACCCACCUUCAGGCGAAUCGUCGGCCCGACAAACGCCUCAACCUUCGGCGGCAACGCAAAGUCACAACAAAGAGGUACAGGCGGCGUUCGCCAAACAGGUAAUGCUAGCAAUAAGCAAUGACUCCGCACCAGGAGAACCUCAACACCACCAUACGUACGUACCUGCCCAGCCCCAAGAAGAGCAUCACUCGGAGCUUCAGACGGACAGUAGCGCCUCGACAGUCCAGCAGGCCAAUCACGUCGUCCACGAUCAGGGUUAUGCCGUGGGGCCUGGUCACCAAGUGCAACAUCAACAGCCACAGAUGAACAGAGAUCAAGUUGUGCAGACUAGUAAAUUACAGGCUGAAGCAAAAGAAUUUGUUUUACCCGUCAUAACUGCCAAAGAGACACCGAUAGUGUCGGCGAACAUCGACGCUGUCGAAGUGACAUUACCUAAUAAGUUACCUAAAGACAGAGAGAGUCCUGUUAAGGGCCGUAAGCAGAGGAUAGGUGACCAUAAGGAUUCUAGCAAAGACAUUUCAUCGGUUACUGCUAUUAGCAAAGAAAUCUUCAGUGAUAAUAAAGAAUCUUCCAAUGCAAAAGAUGAGGUAAAGGCUAUGCCUGAAAUUUCCCCAUCUUCAGCAACUAACCCAUCAACGAAUUUAACUCAGGUACCCGUCGUUAGUAAAGAAACUAUCGCAGCUCCGAAGGAGAUUAUUCCACAAGCGCUGGACAAGCAGCAACAGCGCCCCCCACCGGUUCAUCUACAGCAGCCGCUUAUUCAGCAGCAGCCACCUCAGCAGCCACAGCAGGCCAGGAGGGAUAGCAAGGACCUUUCGCCGAAGGUGCUCGAGAGGCAGGACAGCAGCGGUUCUGGUAGCGGUCCUGCUGCAGCCCAUGAUGCUAAAUCGAAACCAAAUGCUCAAAGGACGGCCUCUAAACAGGGCUCAGGAGGUCCUAACAAUAAUCAAAAAGCUGUUAUUACGAGUCCGGCAGUAUCAGUACCUCCACCACAGCCAGCCAAACCAACAAGCAAAUCUACCAAGAAGAAUGAACUUAAUUUGAAAGGCGCCAAUAAGGAAGGCACUGAUAUGGACGCCUUCAACGAUAAUGCUCUAAAUGAGGAGGAGAACUCGAAUGUAAUUCCCACGCAAGUAGUGAACAAUUCUGAUAUUAUUAAUGCUAAUUCCUUACCUCCAACGACUAAUAGUACUACUCCUAUACAAACCCAUAUAGCUGAUGUCGAUCCCAAAAUUGAAACAAACAAUAAAAAGUUCGACAACGAGAUGACAAUCAAACCCGCAGAACCUGUUACCAAAUCAUUCUUUAAAAAUACGGUUGACGUUACAGCUAUAGUAAAGAAUUUGCCUAAAAAUAUUAAACCUUAUAGCAGUACAGUGGGUCAAGAUGAAACAGAUCGGGCCGCGUUACUGCACUCAAAUGAAAAAAUGGUGCAAGCCAAGAACGACGUCAACGCUAAAACUAAUGAACUUAGUAGGAUAGAAAAUAAGUUACCAUACACUGGUGAUCAGUGGUCACCAGCCAAUCAAAAUGGGAUAAAGAAAUACGAAAAAGAUUUUCUUUUGGCAUUAAAAGAGGUACCAGCUAGCAGGAUAGCUCCAGAUAAUAUUUUGGAUGCAGUUUUAGCAGAUGAAAGGGGGCGAAUAUAUGAUGGGCGUUUAUCAAUGGGUAGUAGAACCGAUUUCAACCCAUCAUUCAAUACUUAUGGUAGAAAUAGUUCACAAAAGGGGCCAAUUACAGGUAGGUCGAGCACAAGUAAAAUGGACAGGAGCAAAGGUGGAAAGGGCAGUAAUAUAAAACCAACGAUGAAAGUAUCGAUAUCAGUUAGGGAAGAUGUUAAACUUCACGAAUCUGAAAACGCGUGGCGACCCGCCAGAUAUCAAAAGGGCGAAUUUGCUUCCGAUGAGGACAGGAAAACGGAAGAAUUGUACAGGAAGGUGAGGGGUAUAUUAAACAAAUUGACUCCGCAGAAAUUCGACACAUUAUUGAAUCAAAUCAAGACUUUGUCGAUAGAUACUAGUGCGAAGUUACAGGGUGUUAUAGAUUUAGUUUUUGAAAAGGCUGUGGACGAGCCUAAUUUUUCUGUUGCGUACGCCAGUAUGUGUGGACAUUUAGCUCUCAUACAGGUGCCAACAAACUCUGGUACGGAAGAGUUCGUGAACUUUAGAAAAUUACUUAUCACUAGGUGUCAAUACGAAUUCGAAAAGCAAUCUGUCGACGAGACUAUUAGGAAUCAAAAAGUGAAGGAUAUCGAAGCAUGUACUGAUCCAGAGAAAAAGAAAGACCUCGAAUUUGAACUCGAGGAAUAUUUAAGAAAACUCAGAAUGAAGUCUGUAGGAAAUAUUAGAUUUAUAGGUGAACUUUUCAAGCAAAACAUGCUCACUCAAAGCAUCAUGUUGAGGUGCUUGCACAUUUUGUUGGAAAACAAAGACGAAGAGAGCUUAGAGUGUUUAUGCAAGUUACUGACCACAAUUGGUAAGGAAUUGGAAAGCAAACAGGUCAAUCUAGGACAAAUUUUCGGACAAAUGAAGCAACUUACCGAUAAGAAAGAAUCCGGCAAGAUUAGUAGUCGAAUUAGGUUUAUGUUGCAGGAUGUGAUAGAUCUGCGCUACUCGAAAUGGGUGCCACGUCGACAAGAUUCAAAUCCCAAGACGAUAGACCAAAUCCAGAAAGAUGCCGAACAGGAACAGAUGAACAUUCAAAUGAUGAAUUCUGUACCUAUUACGCCUCGCAAAGAUGACCGAGGCGGUGGUGGUGGUGGCGGCGGCAGUCAAAGCUCCAUGAACGACAGAAAGGGCGGUAGAGGUAGAAAUACGAAUGACGAGGGUUGGACGAUGCCGAAGAGCAAACCUCACUUUUCCGUGCAAAGUGAUAAACUUAAAGCUGGAAAAGCGCCUCAACUUGAUGAACCUUUGGGUACUGCGGCGCAGUUUAAGUGGCACACUGGUGCUGGCGCAAAUAUUAAACCUGCUGCUCAAGCUCCUAUCACUUCUGCCAAUAUGUAUGCUGCUUUAGAUAAUAUUGAGUCUGAUAGACGAAUAAAUUCUCGAUCUGGUCUAAAAGACUCGUACCACUCGAAGGGCGCUAGCUUAGAACGUGGUAGCUACAAAUACGAUAGCAGAAUCGACUCCCGAUCUGGUUCGCAGCACCGUUCGAACGACAGCUCAGCGUCUUCGUCGCAACGCGGCACUCCGGCGCCAACUCCCAUUUCCAUACCACCUCCACAACUUUCUCAACAACAGACGCCGCACAAGCAACCGCAAGUCGCGCCCGUUUCUGCGGCGGCGGCGGCUCCUGUACCUCAAGAAAGCGAAAACCUAACUGACGACCAACGUAUAAGGCGGAUUACCAAUAGUCUGGAAGAAUACGUUAGCGGAAAUUGUAGUAUCGAUGAAUACUUUACCGAUAUUAGUUGCGCCGUUCCGGUUUCACACUUCCCUGAGAUGGUCAAUGAAAGUUAUUUACGUAUAUUGGAAAAAUCAACACCAGUUCGAUUAAAAACAGGUGAUCUUUUUGCCAAAUUAAUAGAUCAAGGUAAAAUAUCGCCAGAAGAUUAUUGUGCUGGUUUAGAGGAAUUACUCUUGCAGGCCGAUGACCUUAAAAUCGAUAUUCCAAAGAUUUGGGAUUACUUAGCUGAAAUUUUAGUUAAUUUAAUUACUGAAGAAGCCAUUACCCUGAAGAGGCUACAGAAAGCCAUGAGUAUACUCAUCCAACAAAAUCAAGCUGACAAACUGUUGGCACCACUCUUUAAGUUAGUCAUUAGUAGUAAGGGAGUGAACUUCCUGCAAAUCCAGUGGCAGUUGUUCCAUAUGCAAUGUUCAGAUUUCAUGGAUCCAUCGCGGGUCGAUGCUUUCAUUAAGGACAAUCACUUUGAAUUUCUAUUGGGCGAUGCACCGCCUGCAGGUCUUGAUCAAUUAUCCUAUGAAGAAAUUCAACCAAAGUUGCUGAGCUUCCUCAGGAGUAAUAGAAGUAUUGAUGAAAUUCAGGACUGGGUAUUGGCCAAUGUUGGAAAAGAAGGAAUUAAAGAUAAAAAAUUCGUUAGAGCACUUGCGACUGCCGUAUUUGAAGAUUCAAUCAAUAAGAGCCACAAGCUCAGUUUGGAGAGGUUAGAGCAGCACACUAAUCUGUUGCUGAAGUACGUCGACAAUAACUCUGUGUUUGAGCUCGAGUGCUUGUAUGCUCUUCAGGCUCUUAUAAAUCAAAUGGAACAUCCUCAGGGGGUUUUACUAAAUAUAUGUAAUAAACUUUACGAAGUAGGAACAUUUUCACAAGAAAGUUUUCUCGCUUGGGAGCAGAGUCAAGAUCCUGCAGAACAAGAGGGCAAAGGUGUUGCCUUAAAGCAGCUGACGUCAUUCAUCUGUUCACUGAAAGAAAACCUAGACGAUGACGAAACGUCGGGUUCAGAACAGGACAUAGAAGAAUAG